AUGCAUAAUUCAGGAAAGCCUCCUUCAAACCUAACUAAAAGACUCUCUCCCAAGCCUUCUCACAAUUUAGAUGUUUUCGAUAGAUUGCACUCACAGACUUCAAAAACCAUAAAAUCUAACAAUUCCAACGAAAAAUCUGGCUCAAUGCAUGUAAAAAGGUCAUCAGCUCCAAUAAUCAGCUCUUAUCAGAUUUAUGAUGAGAAAUUGUCUUUAAAAAUCGACACUCACGUUAUGCCAGCCAAGAAUUGAACUUCCAGGAUAGCAUCUACAUACACACCGAACAGAUCUCCUUUAAUCAAAGAUGAUAUAGGAAUGAGAACGACACCGAAAUUUCAUUUGAAUUUACAAACUGGCCAUUGCUUUGAACUGCAAUCAGCUGAAAAUCAUACGCCUCUUGCGAGAACUGUAACUAUAGGCUGCGCUGGAGAAAGGAUCAAUUAUGAACAUAAUCCAUUAAUAACGCCACGAAAGAAGAAACCUGAUAUAUAUCUAAUUAAUGAUUUUUGUUAG
Molecule: messenger RNA, 510 nt
Organism: Blepharisma stoltei
Lineage: Eukaryota; Ciliophora; Heterotrichea; Heterotrichida; Blepharismidae
Source: the annotation of a GenBank genome assembly